GGGACAAUGUCACCAAGAAUUAUUCCUUGUACAGCAGCGAAGAAGAUGCAUUUGUCAUCAUGUCGAUCUGCAUUGGAAGGCUCCAGUGCUGUCAACCUCUUCCAUGAAUCAGAUAGACCAUGGUGUAGACAGGGCCAAUUAUAUCAUGAUGUAAGAAUCGUAUCUGCAACGCAAAGCAAUGACUUGGUCUUGUGUAGUAGCGCUGGAGGACUCCUGCAUGCUGCCUGGUGUUGUGGGCAAUUCCCAAUGUGUUGAUGAGUGCCACGUGUCAGGGUUGAGAAAGCAGCAGGAGCGGCUGAGAGGCGGAGCAUUGACACCUGCUGUAAUAUUAUAGCAAGAGUGGAUUCUAAGAGCAUCUCAGCAAGGAGAUGGAGAUGGCUAUGAUGAUGGAUAAGGUGGGAGGAAUGGAGGAGCUCUCUUUGGUGAUAGAGAAGGAGGAGAAGAAGGUGGUUGUGGGGUUGGAGAAGGAGAUGGUUAUGGCAAUGGCGAAGGAGAUGGAGAAGAGGGAUGUGGCGAUGAAGAAGGAGAAGGCUAUGGCUACGGAGGAGAAGAAGGAGAUGCAGAAAAUGUCUGAGGCGAAGGACAAGGAGAACGAGAUGCAGAAAGAAAUGCAGAGACAAUUACAAAGAGGCAUGGAGAAGGCAAUGGCUAUGGCUAUGACGAAGAGGGAGAGGGAGGCAAAAAUGGAGAGAGAGAGGGAGCAGGAGGUGGAGAAAGAGAUGCACAUGGGAAUAGAUAGGGAGAAGGAGAUAGAGAGGGAGAUGGACAAGGAAAUGGAGAAAGAAAUGGAAAAGGACCUUCCUAGCUUAAGGCAACAGCAGGAACAGAGUGAUGUGCAGCAGCCACCAGCAAUGGAAACAAGCAAGGAUGGGGCAUCAGAGGGAAAUGCGGUACUGUUUGAAUUGCAUGAGAAAUCGUUGGAAAUUAGAGCGCUGAGAGCUGCAUUGAGGUUUCACAUGGAGAAGGAACGAGGCAUGGAGGAUGAGAUUGAGAGUUUACAGAACCGACUGGAGAAGCUGGAGGAGCGAGCCAUGCCGGAAGUUGCUGCUGCUGUUUGUGAUGGUGACAUGAUUGGGCAAGGGAACCCUGUGAAAUCUAGGGGGGUAGGGAGGAGAGACAUGCAUGACGAACAUCUUUUGGAUGAAAUUGAACAACUCCGAAUGCAAUUGGUUGAGAGGGAGGAGGUUAUGAGGUGGUAUGAGAACAAACUGACAGAGAAGAUGAUGGAUGAAUUGCGAUGGCGAAGGGAUGUGAAAGAUGCACAGGAUGAUGCUAGACAGCUGAAGAAGGCGAUGAAGGAGCUUGAGGAGGAUCUUCAGCGAACUUUCUUGGCUCUGAAGAAAUCGGAAGAGAAGGAGGCACACGUCCUUAACUUGUGGAGGGAGAUGGAAUCCCAUACCCGAACGCUGGUGAAAGAACGUGAUGCUCUUGCAAAGGAUGUGUCUUCUGUCAAUCAACAGUUGAAAGCAAAGGAAGAGGUGAUGGCACAGUUGAAGAACGAGAUUGCUGAGACGGGAGACAUGAUGAGGCAGAUGCAAGUCAGGGAAAUGGUACACUCAGAGGUCAUUUCAAGGGUUGUACGAGAAGUUGAGAAAAGAGGAAGUCGCAUUCAAGCCGUCGGAAGCCUCAAACAACAUGGAGGGAUCGGAAGAACGGGAACAAGAAUGGGAGAGGGAAUAGGCAGUGGUGACAGUGAGUUGAGCCAUGGAGAGGCAAACGCACAGUCUCUGAAGGCUCAGAACCCUCUUAGGAAUAAUCACAACAACAACAACAAUAUCACAAAUAAUGCAAGCGAUAUGGCUAACAUGAACAACAGUGAUUGCCAUAAUGAUGGCACAGGUGGUGGUGAGCGACGAUGGACAGAGAUGGUAGUAAGAGAGAAACAGGGGCUGUGGAAACAAGCGGGAAGGAAGGAGGAUGAGAUGGCGAAACAGGCUGCGUUUAUGUCUGAGAAAUUGAGGAUUGCAGAGCUUGAGAAGUCAAAGAGUAAGAAGUUGAUGGUCCGAAUGAAGGCGGAGAUUGAUAAGAAAGAUAGAAAGCUAAGGGACAUGACUGAGAGAGUCAAUACCUUACAGCUCCAGAUUGAGGCCAUGGCCUGGGCUACAGAUGCGAAAGCACCAAGCUGCUGCGAUGAGCAUGCCAAAGACAAGCAGCAGCAGCUGCUCUUCUCUUCUGUCAACAACCCCACUGCCACAUGCUCUCAUCAGCUGCAGCAGGAGCAUAAUGGUGAUGGCUGUGCUCAUUGUAGCUGCAAGAUGGGAAAAAUGGUUGAACACAAUAGCAGCGGCAGCUAUAAUAGUGUGGAGGCGUCUAUUGCAGCGGAGAUAGGAAUAAGGAUGGAGAGCCAGAAGUUGACCCAGCAAAAACAGCUUGAGGAGGAAGAGGAGAAGGGAGAAGGGAGCAAGAUCACGAAGGGAUACAGACGCCUGGAAGCAAAAUCAGAAUCUUGUCAGCAGUGUGAAGAUGUCCAACGAGCCAUGGAAAAUAUUACGCAAGCAAUGAAAGUGGAGACAUUGAAGAAGGAGGCAGCGAUGGCCAAACUUGAUGGGGCGCUCGCAAAGUUAGAGGCAAGAGAAAGAGAGGUGGAGAGAUUGCAAGAGGUGCUUAGUGAGAUGGAGGACGACAAAGUUACCUUGUCAAUGAGAAUUCAUCAGAAGUGUAAGGCACUGACAAGAAUUGAAGAAGAAAUGAGAGAUCGAGAAUUGUUGCAGGAGGCUCUGGAGGAAAAGAUUGACAGAUUGACGGAAGAGAGAGAGGAAUUAGAACUGGAGUUGGAAAGUGAGAAAGACCUAAACAAAAGGUUAAGAGAUGAAAGAGAGCAAUUGGAGGAAUCUAUGGCGAAAAUGCAGGAAGAGGUGGGCGGCUUUAGGUGUAGAUUGGAAGAUGCAGAGAAGAGAGCUAUGGAGAAGAACAGAGAUGCAGACGUGAUGGAAAAGUUCUUUGAGGAGAUUCAUCAAAGAGAUGAAACAAUCAAAGUUCUGCAGGUGGGAAUUAAACAGCUGGAAACACUCAUCACAGGAAAAGAUGGGUAUAAACCUCAAUCGGAAGCUUGUGAAAGGCACAAAAGCAUGUCACUGUCUGUGACAUAUGAUGAGGAUGACCACAGCAAACAUACGGAGGACAAUCAUGAUCAUCACCUUCGCGACCAUGAUUAUCAAUACGAUAGGGAGAGGGAGGACUUGGAGAAGAAUGAGGAAAACGAGGAGAAAUGGGAGGAGGCAAAGAAGAAGCUGCUGCGUUCAAGACCAGAUGUUCAGGCCAAGUCUUCGCUAGUCAAUGGACUUAAUGAGAAGGAGGAAGAACGGAAUGCUUCAUUAGCUCCUCCUCCUCCUCCUCCUCCACCACCCCGUCCUCCUCUUGCUUGGGGUUGGCAUGAUAGUGAGAAAACUCAGAAAAGGCUGCAGCAGCAUCAGGAUAGUGACUGCAGGACAGGCGGCACUUCAUCGAGCCAUAUUUCAAAAGCACCAAGUUGCUUAGAUAGAAUUUGCCAUGCUGGUCCUCACGAUGGUGGUUAUACGCAAGUGUCACCACCCAAAAGCCGUGUGAUUGAUGCAAUAAGGACAACCAUGGCAACUGGACAGAUCAGCGGUCUCUCACAUGACUUUGGUGACAGUCUGUGCUCCCCAAUGAUGACAUCAAUAACCGGGAGGAGUAAAACUAAGUCUGGUGGGAAUGGAUUGCACAAUCAUAGGCCCUCCCCCAUGAGACUGCAAAGUCUUCAUGAAAGUGACUGCCUUGUGGAGACAGGGACUUGUGAUGAUGACAGGAGCAGCGGUAGCAGCCGCCACCGCCGCCGCAGCAGCAGCAGCAGCAAUUGUGAUGACGCUGACCAUGAUGAUGAUGUUGACGACGAUGCAUUUUCUGAUGAGGGCUCUUCGUGGUCGCUUAAUUUGCAAGACUGUUGGAAGUUUAUUCAUAAGCAGCUGCUGUGGGUUUUUGAUUUACAUCAGGAUUACAGUACAGUUGUUGCAUACUCGUGAAACACAGUCAUAAGUAUGGCGCAGAUUCCCAGAACCGACCAGAUAAUACAGAGUUAAUCAAAUGCAAGCGGAAGA
Molecule: messenger RNA, 4055 nt
Organism: Chara braunii
Lineage: Eukaryota; Viridiplantae; Streptophyta; Charophyceae; Charales; Characeae
Source: the annotation of a GenBank genome assembly